CUCUCCCUUCCCUUUUAGCCUUGCGGCGACGAGUGGUUCGCAUGCGCUCCCAGCGUCGCGGCGUCGCUCACAGUCAGUGAACGUGCAAGACACAUUCACCGACAGCCAACUCGUGUGGACUUUCAAGUUCGCGUCUGGAGCCUGUGUCGAGAUUUCAUUUCGCGUGUGGGACGGUACGACGUAUUUACUGCACUUUCAUCGACAUGAGCUUCAGGAAGGAGUCUGUGUGCCCCCUUUCUACCGAAAACACGGUGACGGACAGGACAAGUGACGGCUACCCGACCGGUAGCUCAGGUACCGGAGUGUACCCAUUUGCCUUGGUGCUAAGGCUACGAGUUCUGCAGGUGGUGUGUGGCAUCUCGGCGCUGGUGAUGGGCGCCGUCGCAUUCAUUGAGGAGCGGGGCGACUUGAAUUUGGCUUUCGCCGUUCCUGCAGGAUGCGCCACAGUCCUGGCGGCAGCUGCAAGCAUCCAUACAAGCAGGGGGUUCAGCGGCUACCAGCCUUCCACGUGUAGAACUAGCUCUGCACUCCGGUUUCUGGGUCCGUCUUUACGUGUGGCGGCCCCGCUUGCUGUCCUUUGGGCUGUGGCUUGUUCUCUUCAUGCAACACUCGUCUUCCACGCCAUUCGGACACUUGCUGGCACCAGCGAGGCGAAAUCAGAGCUCAGUGAAACUGUGGUGGUGCUCGCUGUGACGGAGCUGACCCUGACGGCCAUCACCAUACUAGCUGUCCUCUUCAUUCUGCGCAUAGACUGCCGGUACGAUCCCGACUGACCCUGCGCAGGAGGUGGCACGUUCGACUACCAGGGCUCAGGGGCCGGUACAGGCGUUAGCCUCGUUCCGCUGGCUUCAACGUCUUCCGACAGAAACAGCAGUAAAGUUGCAGGGACCAGCCCAGAGAGUCACAAGGCGAACAAAGGCUCAAAGGAUGAGCAGCGUCGUAAUUCAGAAGAAAAGAGCCGUAGUAAAAUGUCAACACCUGGUAAUCAAACUUCUCAAGUUGGACUCGUAAAAUCUACGCAGCCCAGUUUUAUGGCUUCCUCUGACGAGGCACGUAGAAAGAGUGACGGAGUUUUAAUACAUCAGAUAUCAAUAUAUGUUGAUGAAGAAAGCGUAAAUACGGCGGAGACUAAGACAACUGUUUGAUGCUGUUUAAUAAGAAUAAAGACACUCCACGAGGCACGUAUCAUUAA
Cryptotermes secundus is the source of this 1192-nucleotide messenger RNA. RefSeq lists its product as uncharacterized. The coding region runs from base 204 to 773 and encodes 189 amino acids. The record is from RefSeq and is a predicted model, not a curated record. The transcript has 4 exons. Lineage: Eukaryota; Metazoa; Arthropoda; Insecta; Blattodea; Kalotermitidae.